UGGGUGUUCAGAGUUGAGGCUUUCCUGGGCAUACGUCAGUACGUGGGUGUCUAGUUUGUCAGGGUUCCUGGCAACCCCGGUCCAUUGAGGCGGCUGGGCAGGGCGGUGACGUCACGGCCGCGCCGCGCACGCGCCCCCGUAUCGAGCGGCUCACUCGCCGCCUACCGCUCCGCCCGACACAUUUUCCCUCCGUACCAGUAGCUUCACGAGACCGUAAUACAAGAUGGCUGGCGCGGCUAGUGUGCUAUGACAGCUGGUGGUUAUGUGUGUAUAGAUGGUACGCGAGUCCUGGGACGGUGGGUGCGAGCGACGGCCGCCCAUGUAACCCGGCUACUGUAAUGAGUGGGUACAGCAUGUCGAGCGGCGGCGAGUCGGACGCGCUGUCGCGGCGGCUGCGUGAGGCGGAGCGCGCGCGGGCCGACGCCGAGCGCGCGCACGCAGACGCGCUGGCGCAGCUGCGGAACGCGCAACGUUCGCCGCUCGACGCGCACAACGUCGAACAGCUGCAGUCGAGGGUACGGGAGUUGGAGAAGAAGGCUGCAUUGGAAACUGUCCGUUGCGAAGAACUUCAGUUGGAGAUGUCAUCGGCGAUGCGCCCGCGCGGCGCCACCACCACGUCGUGGACGACUCCCAUCGCACAACCUGCCUCGGAAAUUGAACGAAUCAUGGCGAAGAUCGAGCAAGACAAUCGAAUCUUGGCUGAAUUGGAACAUACUAGAUCUACCACUCAUGGUAGGUUCUCCAUAGGCAUGCAACAAAGUGGAUCUAAUCAGGCCCUGGGGGAAUUCCAUUCACCGACGCCAUCACCUCACCCCCACUCGUACACGAGCACGACGGGGCACGUAGCACUGUGUCAGAGCAGCACCAUGCCCACUCUGUCGGGGCUACACGCCACGCAGUCGCAGUUCACGGCCCCCAGCUCCAACUCCGUCGCCUACUCCAUGGGCGUUCACAACCCGACCUCAUACUCGAACCCCGUAGCCUCGAGCUACGGAAUGACCAACACUCAUCAAGUCACGUUCACCAACCCAGUUACCGCUCCUCUAGUUAACAAUAUAGGUCAAAUUUCAAGCACCCUGGCAGGACUGCAGUCAAAUUUACAAAACAUAACCGGAAACGUAUCGGGAAUGAAUCUCGGCACGAAUAUUACCGGACCGUCUAUCACUGGCACGCUCCCAGGAACCGGUCUGACGAGCUGUUUGAAUAAUCCACCUGUAAGUUUGUCGUCGGGAUUAACGAGUACAUUGGCGGGAAUACAAUCAUCAUUAACGGGAGCUCUCGGAAACACGCUCUCGAAUCUAACAAGUGGUACUCAACUCGGUGCAUUAAAUACGAGUUUAAAUGCGACGAAUGCAUUCGGAACGGGCGCCGGGACGUACACGAAUCCUCUGCUAUCAAGCGGUCUGGGAACUAACGCUAUGAAUAUUAAACUUAAGCCGAUGGAUGAAAUUGAUCUCGGAUUAUCUAGGUUCGGAACGAGUAAUCCGCCAUUAGUUAGAGCGACCACACCCGUAACUCCGCACCAACCGAGCUGGAACUUAGGUUUAGAUAACCAAUUUGGAACUGAUAGACUAGGAACCUUAGAUUCGACGUUCUGCCACGACCGGGGUACGAGAGCUAUAAGACUUUUACCGAAUAAUAUGUUGGAUAUGGACGUACGUAAUACGCAUUAUAUGAAUGGCGGCGGCUCAGCAGAGCCUCAAGUUGAUAUGUUGGAUAUACCUGGAAAGGGCAGAUGUUGUGUUUAUAUUGCAAGAUUUUCUUACGACCCACCAGACGUUGAGACAGCAGAGGGAGAGCUAUCAAUAUGUGCUGGAGACUAUCUGCUUGUGUGGGGUCAAGCUGAUCCCAAUGCGACAAUGCUUGACGCAGAAUUACUUGACGGAAGACGCGGCCUUGUGCCAGCCAACUUCGUACAAAGACUAGUUGGAGACGACCUUUUAGAAUUCCAUCAGGCCGUUGUUGCUACAUUGAGAGACGUAGACGAAACAGCAACUACUGCUAUUAGCGACUUAUCACUCAGUCGAGACGUGGCCAGACUUAGUGAAAUGGCCGAUAUCAGUGAAGGACCAGAAGACGACGAUAAUGUGCCGGCGCCACGGCAGCUGAGCUUGGAGAGACAGCUGAACAAGUCGGUGCUGAUCGGCUGGACGGCGCCCGAAGGGGUUCAGCAGGCCAACAUCGAGAGCUACCAUGUGUACGUCGACGGAGUCCUGAAGACGACGGUCAAAGCGACGGAGCGCACACGAGCGCUCGUCGAGGGUGUGGAUGCUAACAGACCUCAUCGCAUCAGCGUGCGGUCCGUGACGGCGACGCGACGUACCUCCCGCGACGCCGCCUGUACGAUGGUCAUUGGUAGAGACACUGGUAACAUGGGCCCGACGUGCGUUAGAGCGAGCGGCGUCACCUGCUCCCAAGCUAUCAUAUCAUGGCUACCGGCUAAUUCUAAUCAUCAACACGUCGUUUGCGUUAACAAUGUCGAAGUGCGAACUGUCAAACCGGGUGUAUACCGUCAUACAAUCACUGGGCUAUCACCGAGCACGCAGUAUCGAGUUACCGUACGGGCUAAACACUUACGAGCUGGCCCCCCCGGUAUGCCCAUAGAAGAAGCACCCGGCGCUUACACCGACUUCCGAACGCUACCCAAAGGACUUCCGGACCCACCGAACGAAAUCAUGGUGGAAGCUGGACCCCAGGACGGCACUCUGCUAGUGACAUGGCAGCCGGUGCUCCGACCGCCCGCGUCCGGCCCCGUUACCGGAUACGCAGUAUACGCCGACGGCAAGAAGGUGACCGACGUAGAUUCGCCGACGGGCGAUCACGCGCUCAUCGAUAUUGGCAAACUGAUUGGCCUCAAUCCCAAAUGUGUCACUGUGCGAACUAAGUCUCGAGACAGCCAAUCCAGUGAUAGCGCUCCGACCCCUAUUCCACCGGCCGUGCUUCGAGGUGUGGCAUCGCGGGGCCCCCGGGGACCAGGCCCAGGGCAAAUUCCGGGACAAAAUCAACAGGCUCAAGGCUAUCGAAUGCAACGCCCCCAACCUUAUCAGCAGCAGCAGCAAGUAAUAGAGCACGAUGAAAACCUCUCCGAUAAGGAAAUCUUCCCCACCAAUCGUCACGAUCAGCAGGCGGCAGCUCAGCCUACGAGCGGAUUCGGCACAGGUCUCCUAAAGAGUAUAUUCGACAAAAUAACCCCUUCGCAAUCGGGAAUACCGGCCAUCGAAAUCACUAGAGAGGGUGCGGCGGAGGUGGUUGAGGAGGAGGACGCGCGCCGACGCCCGCAGCAGCAGCCGUCCCAACCUGCACAAGCGUCGCAACAGCCUUCAAAUCAGCAGUACCAGAAUACACAAGCCUACCAUGGCACGCAGCAACCCCCCUUUCCUCCGGGCGGCCAGUUUCCAAGUAACCAGCCGCACCAAUAUCCCGGUCAGUCGCAGCAGUAUCAGAACCCUCCGCCUAGAAACCACAACGAAAGGGGUCGCCCACCCAACCCACAUCAGCAAAACCCACAAGGUCAACAAGGUCCCAUGCCCCAAUACGGUCCCCGUGGGGGCCCUCCGGUAGGCCCUAGAGGCCCACACCCUGGCCAGCGAUCGCAAAUGCAUCAACCUCACUCCCAAUCAAAAAGAAGCCGCUACUUCAUAGCAUUAUUCGACUACGACCCAGCCACGAUGAGUCCAAACCCGGAAAGCUGCGAUGAAGAGUUGCCCUUCAGUGAAGGAGACACAAUCAAGGUUUGGGGAGACAAAGACGCCGAUGGAUUCUAUUGGGGCGAGUGUCGUGGUCGGCGAGGAUACGUGCCGCACAACAUGGUGGAGGAGGUCUCCGAGCAGGAGGCCACCGGCCAAGCCGCCGCCAAGCCGAGAGACAGAUGGACGGACGCGUACGCCAACCAGCCCGUCAGGAGAAUGGUCGCUCUGUACGAUUACGACCCGCAGGAGCUCAGUCCCAAUGUAGACGCCGAUGCGGAGCUAAGCUUCCAGACGGGUCAGAUAAUUCACGUGUACGGAGAUAUGGAUGAUGAUGGAUUUUAUAUGGCUGAAAUCGACGGCUUGAGAGGACUAGUCCCUAGCAACUUCCUAACGGAGGCUAACGAUCAAUACACGGCAGGACAAACUAGUCAAGGAGCAGGAAUGGCGGGGCGAGGUGCAGUACCGGGAGGCAGCGUCCCGGGAGGCGGGCAGGGGCGAGGGCGGGGCGCGCCCCCCGGGCCAGGGGCGAGGGGCCCGCCCCCGCCCCCGCGGGACAACGUCGCCCCCGCGCCGAGAAACCACCACCGGAAAACAGAUGCCUGCCCUCUUCCCCCUUCUCAGUUAGACCACAACACAUCCGCCAGUAAUCCAGAACAGGCGAAUUCUCAGUCGAGGGGGAGAGGCGCGGCGGCGGCGGCGGCGAGCACGAUCGCGCGCACGAGCGCUGGUAACGCGGGCACGCCGACCGCGCAGUCGCCCGGCACCGGCGCGACGCUGGCCAUGCCGCCCGUGGGCACCACCACCGCCGUGAGCACGUCGCCCGCGCGCCGCGGCGGCCCCACCGUGGUGCCGGCGCCCACCGCGCAGCCCCCCGCGCCGCAGCCCGCCGCCGGCCAGCCGCAGCCCGCCACCUCGCAGCCCAACCUCAUGCAGAAGUUUACGGAGAUGACGGCGCCCGGCGGCGACAUCCUCAGCAAGGGCAAGGAGCUCAUCUUCAUGAAGUUCGGGCUGGGCGGGAAAUAACGCCCGCCCGCCCGCGCCCCCCGGGACCCCGGAGAGUUCUGCUGCCGCGUCUCCGUCGGGAUAGCGUCGGAGGCGCGUACAUUUUUCUACUUUAGGCUACGUUCUAUUUAUCCUUACCCGUUUUCCUACGAAUUCGUUGUAAAUAAUUUAAAUGAAUCGAUAAACGCACAGUUUAGUGGAUAUACGAAAUAUAUAUUAGCGAGUUCUCGAUCGUACGCACGGUCGGAGAUCCGACACCCGAGUUAGCUAGGAUUCGUUACCCUUUGAUUUCGUACCGAGUCUGUAGCGUCGUCCUCGGCGUCGUCGAUCGAGCGGAGACCGACGACGAGCGAAGAGUAUCAAUGUGAUUAAACUUAUAUUAUAGCGUUAGAUAAUUUCGGCUUCGUUGUAUCUCCUCGACUAUUAUUCGGUAUCGAGUAUAAGCGACUGUUGCAUCUCCUCGAGUAUUAUCUAGCGGUCGCGAGCGAGCGGUCGCCGGGUAUCGGUCCCGGAAAUGUUCCCCUCCUAUAUAUAUUACGUCCGAGGACUCGACCGCCGAGCCGCGACAUCCCCGCGACCGUCCUCGCCGAACGUAUCCAACCUUCUAUAUCGACUUGGCAAUAAUGUAUGAAUGCGUGUGAUCAUGAUUAACUGUUACAAAUGUUUAUAAUGAUGUUAAAAGAUGUCAGUAAAUGUACCUAAAAUAUUUAACAAAUGUUGUAAUCUGUUGUUCGAAUGCGGUAUCUAAGUUAGGUCGGUAUCAUUAUAUUAAGCCUAAGGUCCGAACGUAGCCGGUGCGCUACUCUCUUGUCGUCUAGUAGUUUGAGUUCGCGUGAUCGGUUUUUAUAUUCGACGAUGUUCGUUUCUUUUCUACUACUGUUUUCUACGUUGCGACAGAUAGCGAGCUGGAAAUGGAGGACGAGUUCUUAGCGUUACUUGGAAUUACGUUCCCCCUUACACGAAAAUUCUGUGAUAGUAGUCAUGAUACCAUCCUCAUCGCGGACAGACGUUUCAUUACUACUCACAUUAAAAUUAAGAGAUACGUGACAUAGGCGACACUUGUUCAUCGAAAAAUAGAGGUCUGAAAAACGAAUAUCGAUACAAUUGCGAGGUCAAGCCGACUUAUGUGAGUUUAAUUGAUCAAUUGUAUCGAUUGAUACACAAUUUUAACUUUCAGUUCUUAAAAAAGGACUAUCGAAUUAUGUUGCGUUAACAGUGAAGCCUAUGUCAUGGAACACUAAUAAAUAUCUACUUAUAAAAAUAUCCACUAAAAGAGCAUUGUAAAAAUAAAGUAACUGUCCUUGUCGUCACGUAUACGUGGUCUCGAGAUGUUGUGGGUUCGAUUCUUUGAAGUAUAAAUGUUACAAGUUUCUAAAUGUUCUUUUAUAGCAUAAUUUAUAAUAUCGCAUUAAAAUACUUGUGAUUGUGUCGAAUAUAAUCUCGGUAAGGAGAUAAUUAUCGCGAGAAAAUAAAAAUGUUCACUUACUUAAAUUAUUAAUUAAGUAAACAUUU
Aricia agestis (brown argus) is the source of this 6203-nucleotide messenger RNA. RefSeq names its product peripheral-type benzodiazepine receptor-associated protein 1 (gene Rbp). The record is from RefSeq and is a predicted model, not a curated record. Gene Ontology annotation, biological process: neuromuscular synaptic transmission. NCBI's taxonomy places the organism in Eukaryota, Metazoa, Arthropoda, Insecta, Lepidoptera, Lycaenidae. The transcript has 21 exons. Gene Ontology annotation, molecular function: protein binding. Bases 339 to 4712 code for a protein of 1457 amino acids.